AGAAGAAAACAAAACAAAUUCCAAAUGCAUUUAUUCAUUAUGUAAAAAUAUUUUUAAUAAUAUAUGUAUAUUAAUGUAUAUAUAGCCCAAAACAACAACUAUUGUUGAUAUUUCUAUAGAGUAAAAGGAGAAGGAUGAGUGCCCCUAGUGGACAGACUGUGGUAUUAAUUCUGAUGUAUAAUUAUUUUCUUUUCACAUAUAAAACACGUGUUUAGUUUUGUGAAUCUUCGUGGACUGGAGUAUACGGGCCGCUGCUGCCUUCUUGUGGACAAAUUGAAAGACUACUCUUUUAUUUUCUGUAAAUUAUUAACAUGAUUACAUUCAAAGCCUUUUCAGGGAAGGAUUUUGUUUUAAAUACCUCGAAGCUAUUUUUUUAUUAAAACUUUCUAAUAAUAAUUAAAUUCUAGAAACGACUAGACCGGAGGGUCCAGAACCGAGGCUAACGGCGUGUUAUCGACCAGGAUCCCGUAACCCGAGCUGCAGUUUUAGUACUUACGACAGUUUGGCUCAAAAUACGAUCACUGUGAAGCGACAGUAACAAUGACUGUGAAUUGUGAAUAAUUUCCCAUCUGGCAGCGCUCCAGCGACGUCUCGUGUGGGGGUGUCAUGGCGGACGAAGUGAAAUAGUCCGCGUUACAUGUUUUGACAGAACACUGGAGUUUACCGGCGGUAAAGAGCUAUUCUUGUGUUGACGGUUUUAUGGAGGAUAAAGAGAAUAAUUCAGCAGGAACCAGGAAUGGUCAGCUGUGGUUCUUCACUCAGGUCCGACUGGCUCUGGCCCUAGUCAUCAUCAGGAACAAACCUGCAGCGAUGAACGCCCGCAGCUACACUGAGGCUCUGGCCCAAAACCUGCAGACGCAGGAGCAGAGCUGGAGGGAGAAGGCUGAGGGUCUGCAACAGGAAGUGCUGAGGCUGCGACAGGAAGUGGUCCUGGCCCAAGUGGGCACAGUUCCAAACAGCAACAGCAGCACGGAGCAGGGUCCGGACGACGCAGAGGAAAGAUUCUCACAGGAUCUGUUUGCACCGUCAGAUCCUCCACCUGACAGUGACUCCCUCACCCCUGACCUCCUGCUUCCUGACUCUCAGCCCCUGGCGCCCUCCUACCGCCCCUCCCAGGUUCCUCUGGACUCCUCCCUCUAUGGUCACGUGAACUUCCUCCAAACUCUGUGCUCCCUGCAGCGGGUCAAAGGUGACAGCAGAGGCCUGGAGGUUCUGUGGCUCAGCCCUGGUGGUGGCAGUGGGCACGGCGCCUCCUCGGUGUUGGUGGAGUCAGUGUGUCAGCUCCUGGAGGCAGUGGUGGGGGUCUGCACACACCCCGGCCCCCACUCCCCUACACCGCAUGUUGUGGAGGCCUGUGACACCGCAGUCCGGACCAUGGACCUGCUCUGCUUUCUGAAGCUGCCGUCCGUGGAGGUCAGGAAGCAGGUGGAGAAGACGCUGACGGAGCUGACGCAGGCACUGCUGAUGCUGCAGGGAGACCAGCCCAGACAGACUUCAGAGCAGCUGGUCCAGUGUCUGCUGACCCUGGGCCAAAGCAACAUGUCCAGGUCCUUCCUCAUUGGUCACCUCCUGUCACAGAUCAGCACUGAGGCCAAUCAGCUCUGGACCAUCUCCCAGCAGGACCUGGACCAGAGGCAGCAUCAGAACCAGAACCCUUCCCCAGCCUUAUUUCGCUUGGACCAGUACCAAAACUCCUGUCAGUUGUUCUGGAUUGUGGAGCAGCUCCUAGGUUCCUCGUCCAUCAGGGUGGAGGUGGAUCUGGAACAGACGGGCUUCGGACGUCACCUGGAUCGUCAGGUCUUUCUGAUGUCAGAUGAGUUUCCUCUGUUUUCUAUCUACAUGUGGAGGAUCGGGGGUCUGCUCAGGUCGUCGCACACAGAGAAGGGGUCUAAUGUUCUCUGAACACAACAGGACGCCAGAGAACGAGGGCACAUUUUAGAUAAAAAGCUUUGAUUUAUGAUCAUCAACUAUAGUUGACAAAACAAGUGUCCUGUCGGUUGAUAGAGGAAUGUUGCAUUAUGGUUCAAAUGUGAUCAAGUUGGACAGUGUAGCAUCAAACUUGUUAGCAACAUGAGCUACCUUCUCAGUCUGGUCUUUCCUGAAGAUUGACUAAAUUAAAGGACAGAUUAUUUUUAGCCUCUUUUUAUUCAGCUGUAUUAGUAAUGACCUGCAGGUGGCACCAGACAGUAGUAACAGCAGUAAUAACAACAGUAUUAACAGCAGUAGUAACAGUAGUAGUAACAGCAGUAGUAAUAACGGCAGUAAUAACAGCAGUAGUAACAGCAGUAAUAAUAACAGUAGUAACAGCAGUAGUAAUAACAGCAGUAAACACAGUAGUAAUAACAGCAGUAAUAACAAGAGUAUUAACAGCUGUUGUAACAGUAGUAGUAACAGCAGUAAUAACAGUAGUAACAGCAGUACUAACAGCAGUAAUAACAGUAGUAAUAACAGCAGUAGUAACAGUUAUCCUGUCACGUUCCAGCUCCACGUCAACAGAAAUCCCUUUGUUUCACUGAAACAAUGAGUUUUUUGAAAGUCUGACUGAAGGAGACACUGGAGCAGCUGGACACACACACACACACACACACCCAGUGAAACUGUUGCCGUGGUGAUGGACGGCCUGUUCUUCUCAGCUGAGAUUGAAGAGCAGCUGACGUCACUGGGUCUUCUGACCCUGGUCAGGUUUAGACCAGAUCUUCUCCCGUCUGUUGGUCUUUCUGUCAUGUUUGACUUUCAGCUACUUAUAAACUAAUGUUAUCGUUUUAGCUUCAUUUCUAUGCCUUUGGUAGCUAACUGUUAGCAUGGCUAACUGUGUGCUAAAAUAAAUAGCACUG
Messenger RNA from Cynoglossus semilaevis (tongue sole), 2834 nucleotides. RefSeq names its product meiosis-specific, MEI4 homolog (S. cerevisiae) (gene mei4). Gene Ontology annotation, cellular component: lateral element. Lineage: Eukaryota; Metazoa; Chordata; Actinopteri; Pleuronectiformes; Cynoglossidae. The transcript is spliced from 5 exons. The coding region runs from base 700 to 1902 and encodes 400 amino acids. Gene Ontology annotation, biological process: oogenesis; homologous chromosome pairing at meiosis; DNA recombination. The record is from RefSeq and is a predicted model, not a curated record.